Messenger RNA from Sarcophilus harrisii (Tasmanian devil), 1606 nucleotides. It is a transcript of the gene SCAMP3, whose product is annotated as secretory carrier membrane protein 3. The transcript is spliced from 9 exons. The record is from RefSeq and is a predicted model, not a curated record. NCBI's taxonomy places the organism in Eukaryota, Metazoa, Chordata, Mammalia, Dasyuromorphia, Dasyuridae. Bases 200 to 1243 code for a protein of 347 amino acids. Gene Ontology annotation, biological process: protein transport. Gene Ontology annotation, cellular component: trans-Golgi network membrane; recycling endosome membrane.
CCCUAGAUUCUUCCGGUCUUCGCGGCCAAUCAGAGCUCUUGGGAAGCGGGGAGGGCCGACAGAGACGAGGCCCCGCGAGCCGCUGCCGCCGCCGCCGCCGCGGAAGAGGCGGUGGAGGGGAGGAGGAGGAGCAGAAGAAGAAGGCUGAGCUGAGGCCGAGGCCGAGGCUGAAGCCGAAGCCGAGGCCAGACCUUCCGACAUGGCCCAGAGCGGGAAUAGUGGGAACCCGUUCGCCGAAUCCAGCGAGUUUGACAACCCCUUCCAGGACCCAGCCGUCACCCAGCACCGACCCAGCCCCCAGUAUGCCACCCUCGAUGUCUACAACCCUUUUGAGAACCGCGAGUCAUCACCUUCCUAUGAGCCACCCACCCCCCCACCUCCACCAACAGCCCAGCCCCACCAGCAGCCUUCCAGAAAACUCAGCCCUACAGAACCCAAGAAUUAUGGCUCCUAUAACACUCAGGCUUCAGCUGCAGCAGCCACCGCAGAACUUCUGAAAAGGCAGGAAGAGCUCAAUCGAAAGGCAGAGGAGCUGGACCGGCGGGAGAGAGAGCUGCGGCAUGCAGCUCUGGGGGGUUCUGCUACCCGACAGAACAACUGGCCCCCACUGCCCUCAUUCUGUCCUGUCCAGCCCUGCUUCUUCCAAGACAUUUCCAUGGAAAUUCCCCAGGAGUUCCAGAAGACAGUGUCUACCAUGUACUACCUCUGGAUGUGCAGUACCUUGGCCCUUCUCCUGAAUUUCCUUGCCUGCCUGGCCUCCUUCUGUGUGACCCCUAUUUCCAGUGGCUCUAGUUUUGGCCUCUCCAUUCUCUGGGCCCUACUCUUCACACCCUGCUCCUUUGUCUGCUGGUACCGCCCUAUGUACAAGGCUUUCAGGAGUGACAGUUCGUUCAAUUUCUUCGUUUUCUUCUUCAUUUUCUUCGUCCAGGACGUGAUAUACGUGCUGGCGGCUAUCGGCAUCCCAUCAUCAGGAUUCAGUGGCUGGAUCUCGGCCCUGAUGGUGCUGAAGAUCAACACGGUUGUGGCUGUCCUCAUGCUGCUAGUCGCCCUGUUCUUCACUGGCAUUGCUGUGCUGGGCAUUGUGAUGCUGAAGCGGAUCCACUCCCUGUACCGCCGCACAGGUGCCAGUUUCCAGAAGGCCCAGCAAGAGUUUGCCGCCGGAGUCUUCUCCAACCCCGCAGUGCGCACGGCUGCGGCCAACGCGGCCGCGGGGGCAGCCAACAAUGCCUUCCGGGCCCCAUAAAGUUCUCCUCACCUACUUCCCCCUCCCCGGCUGGACACCCCAACCUUGGCUCUGGAUGAAGCUGGCUCUACUCCCCUUAGAUCUCUCCUAGGGUCGGUUUUGGGGAAGGACGGAUACUUUUAUUCCUUGUCUCUUCUCCUUUACCUGUGGCCGUGAGAACUGGCCUGCCCAAGAGGGUGAGGGGGACCCAGGGGCGCUGCUCCCAGUCCCAACCACUGCCCAACUCGGCCCCCUUCCCCAGGCCUCUCUGCUGCUGCCCCCUUCUCUCCCCUCCCCCCGCCCCCCCUCCCGGGAGCCCCGCUUCCCUUUGCUGUGCCAAGGCUAAUGCUUCAGUUAUUUAAAUAAAGGAAAGUCGAGCUUGGA